Messenger RNA from Nanorana parkeri, 709 nucleotides. RefSeq names its product chromosome unknown C11orf74 homolog (gene IFTAP). NCBI's taxonomy places the organism in Eukaryota, Metazoa, Chordata, Amphibia, Anura, Dicroglossidae. Gene Ontology annotation, cellular component: 9+0 non-motile cilium; cytosol. The record is from RefSeq and is a predicted model, not a curated record. The coding region runs from base 1 to 675 and encodes 224 amino acids. The transcript is spliced from 6 exons. Gene Ontology annotation, biological process: spermatogenesis; acrosome reaction. Gene Ontology annotation, molecular function: intraciliary transport particle A binding.
AUGCCGAGUUCCUGUGACAAAUCCCCCGAGGUGACACAAGAGGAUAUGGCCUGCACUGUUCUUAAAAGGUUUGUUGACGUCCCAGAGCAGACCUAUGAAGACUUCCUAACAACAUUCACCCAUCUUCCUCAAGAGAGACGAGAUUGCCCGAUCCAGACUGAUGACUCACAAAAUCAUUGUUCCGCUUUUGAGAACACACCAGCUAGGAGAAGGUCCGAAGACGUCGCUGAUAGAGGUGAAGUGGAGGAACUGGAGCAGCUGGUUAUCAGUGAAGGAGAAACCGUAGGAUGUUGUCACAGCCUUAUGCGUUCAGGAAGGGUCCAGGUUGAUAAUUUUCUCAGUUCCUCUGAUCUGGACGCAAAUUCUGAUGACGAGGACACAAGGCCGCAUCUGCUAUUAUAUCCAGGAGAAGCAGAGACUAAACUGGCCCUUGAAGUUGCGCCCGUCAUAAGAAGUACAAGUUUGGACAUCCAGACGUCCUUCAGGCAGCAGCCUACACCCGAUGAGCAUCUAGACGAUGAGAUCCAGCCGUUCGCUCUGGACCGAAGCUUUGAUUAUGACUGCGUGGCGCUGACCCCGAAAAUUUCCGCGGCGGAGCUGGACUUCUUGAAAGACAGGGGGCAUCAAAAGACAGAAGUCAAAGACACAGAAGAGCAAAACCUGACGGCUUCAUAACGGAUUUCUGCUUCAGAGGGAAAAGCAGGAUGUU